This is a messenger RNA of Papaver somniferum (opium poppy), 1638 nucleotides long. Its product is annotated as polygalacturonase-like. The coding region runs from base 118 to 1350 and encodes 410 amino acids. Lineage: Eukaryota; Viridiplantae; Streptophyta; Magnoliopsida; Ranunculales; Papaveraceae. Gene Ontology annotation, biological process: carbohydrate metabolic process. Gene Ontology annotation, molecular function: polygalacturonase activity. The transcript has 10 exons. The record is from RefSeq and is a predicted model, not a curated record.
CUAAACCAUAAGUUUCCAAUAUUUUCUCCCCUUAAACUUCUCAUAAUCUUCUUUAAAUACUUGUUGGGUCAUUUCUCAUUUCUCAUAUCAACUUUCAGUUAAUGUUUAAAGAAAAUUAUGCAAGCUGUGAACAUUGUUUUUCUGAUCUUCGGGGUUGUUAUUGCAACCCAUAUUCAUGAUGUAGUAGCGCAAGGUGUUUUUAACGUUUUAGAUUCAGGUGCAAAAGGUGAUGGCGCAGCUGACGACACACAAGCAUUCAUCAAAGCAUGGGAUGCCACAUGCAAGGAACCCACCGGGAUACCAAAAAUGGUUAUUCCAAAAGGAAAGAGUUUCUUGGUUAUGCCAACCACAUUUCCUGGCCCAUGCAAAGCCAAAAACAUCUCCGUUGAGCUCGCGGGAACAAUUCUAGCACCUGAGUCUCCCAAGGCGUGGGCUGGAAAGGAUUCAGGGGGAUGGCUCAUAUUCGCCAACAUUGCUGGCCUUAAAGUAUAUGGAGGUGGUGUAAUCGAUGGACGCGGAAAAGCUUGGUGGGAACAGUCAUGCCAUAACCCUAAGUCAUUGAAUCAUGCGGGAUGCAGCAAGCGUCAACCAACCGCUAUCCACUUCAUUAAAACAGAUGGUGGCCAAUUCAGAGACAUUACGGUCCAAAAUGGUCAAAUGUUUCAUGUAGCUCUUAUGGGUCUGGAUGGUUUCGAGGCAUACAAUAUCAAGAUUAACGCUCCUAUAGAAGCUCCCAACACUGACGGAAUUCACACCAUGAAUGUUAAAAAUGUAGUUAUUGCUGACAGCCAAUUUAGGAGUGGUGAUGACUGUGUGUCAAUUGGAGAAGGAAGUUCAUUUGUUUACGUCCGCAACUGUCACUGUGGACCUGGACACGGAGUAAGUAUUGGAAGCUUAGGUUCAGGAGGAACGAAUGUAGCAGUGGAAGAGAUUCAUGUUGAAAAGAUUCAAUUUGUUGGCACCAUGUUUGGUUGCAGAAUCAAGACUUAUCCGGGCGGGAAAGGGUAUUGCCGAAAAGUGACAUAUAAGAAUUCCAAUUUUACCAAUGUAUUGAAUCCAAUCUUCAUCGAUCAGUAUUACUUCACCCCAGAAACCGUAAACGAGGGAAGCGCUGUUAAGAUUAGUGACGUAACGUUCGAAGGUUUGACAGGAACAGCUGACACACUUGUACCGUCUGCUAUCACAAUGAAAUGUAGUAAGAUGUUGGGUUGUGACGGUAUUAAAUUCAAUAAAAUCAACAUAACGCCUGUGAAGCCUGGAGUGAAACUUGUCUCAACUGUUAAAAAUGCUCGUGGAGCUAUACUAGGACCCGUUGAACCUGCCUUGCCGGAUUUGGUUAAAUCUGCUUGAUGUACCAAUAUGUUGCAUCAUUUUAUAUCAAGCAAUUGGCUAAAAUCCCAGCCUGAUCAACUACGAUGAUAAUUCCGAUCUGAUUAUUUUUCUUUAAGCAUUUUAUGCUCAUAAUAAAAUUUUGUAACUCGUUUUACUACAGUUGAGGCCCAAGGGUGCAAUUUUGCAAUAUUAUUCAUGUAAAGAUGUUUCCCGUUGGUGGUCUUGAAUACUUGUACUUUUGAAUUGGCAUUUGCUUUAUGUUAUUUUCGUUGUUGCUUCGAUCUACGUUUAUAAUUUCUUUGUGAA